GUGCUGCGGCUCCGGGCAGGGGACCGGGGGGUCCAGCUGGAUCUCUGCCCCCCUCCCCACAACGCCUGCUGGCAGGGCCAGGGAGAGGUCGGCGCUGGUUCCACCGAGCAGGAGGUCCCUGCAGGCCAGGGGCGGGCAUCAUGGCGGGACCAGCCCAGCCCAGCGACGUGCGGGAGUUCACACGCCACUCCAGCGACGUCCUGAUGAACCUCAACGAGCUCCGCAAGCGGCAGGUCCUCACAGACGUCACCUUGCGGGUGGGGGGCUGCCCCCUGCAGGCCCACAAAGCCGUCCUCACGGCCUGCAGCGGCUUCUUCUACUCCAUCUUCCUGGGCCAGGGAGGCCACGAAGUGAGCGUGCUGACCCUGCCCAGCGCCAUUGAGCCGGCCGGGUUCCAGGCCCUCCUGGACUUCAUGUACACCUCCCGCCUGCUCCUCACCCCGGGCACCGUCCCCGCUGUCCUUGCGGCCGCCUCCUACUUGCAGAUGGAGCACGUGGUGGAAAGUUGCCACCGCUUCAUCCAAGCCAGCUACACCUUCUUCUUAGCUUCUCCGGCAUCCCACUUCACCCACCACGGACUCCAGGCCCCUGGAGACGGAGAGGGAUCAGCCCCAGGGUGUUUUCCGAGACAGGCUCAAGGCGGCGGCGGCGGCAGCGGCAGCACGGUCGUCUCUGCGCUCCCCGGACCCUACUGCCCCACAGACAAGGGCCUGGGCUCCGCCAUGUCUCCGGGAGCAGGGGGUCAGCCCCCGCCCGGGCAGCCGGCCUCUCCUGGCGAGUCGAGCGGCUGUGCCCCCCCGGCCCGUGACCCCAAAGCCUGCCACUGGAAGAAAUACAGAUUCAUCGUCCUCAACUCUCUGCAGCAGGAGGGGCGGCGGGACCCCCCUGAGCCCCACAACCAGGCUGGCAGGGAUGAAGACUCCGGUGGCCCUGGAAAAAAGGGCCCCGUUCACAGGAGGCCUCCAACUCAGCCCCACUGCGCCAUCUGCAACCAGGAGCCCCUGCUGCUGUGCACACAUGUUCAGGAGGAGGUUUCGGUGGGCCGGGGAGACCCUCGUGGCACAGGUGCUGGUCCCUAUCACUGCCGGGCCUGUGACCUGGGGUACCUGGAAGAGGAGGAGGAAGAGGAGGAAGAGGGAAGAGAGAGCCCCACAGCAGGCGCUGCCCCAGAGGAGAAGCCCUACAAGUGUCAUUUCUGCAGCUCUGCCUUCCGCUACAAGGGGAACCUUGCAAGCCACAGGUCUCUGCAUACAGGAGAGAAACCGUAUCGCUGUGGGAUCUGCGGAGCCCAGUUCAACCGGCCGGCCAACCUCAAGACGCACUUGCGCAUCCACUCCGGGGAGAAGCCCUACAAGUGCGAGACGUGCGGGUCCCGCUUCGUCCAGGUUGCUCACCUGAGGGCCCACGUCCUGAUUCAUACCGGCGAGAAGCCCUACCCGUGUGGGACUUGCGGCACCCGCUUCCGGCACCUGCAGACCCUGAAGAGCCACCUCCGGAUCCACACGGGAGAGAAGCCGUAUCAUUGUGAGAAAUGCAACGUGGACUUCCGCCACAAGAGCCAGCUGCGGCUUCACCUGCGGCAGAAACACGGCGCCAUCACCAACACCAAGAUCCGCUACCAGGUGCUGGAGGGGCCCUAUGCCGCCCCCGCCCUCUGCUGAGCGAGGAGGGCAGCCAGCCCACCUGGGAAGCCGCAGGCACCUCGUCCGAGUCCAAGGGGUGGACCUCUCAACAUUCUGCUCUUCAGCAUGCGUGACAUCGGAGGCCGUUGGGAAGACCGUUUUGUUCUUUUCUUUGUUGACCUCCCCGCAGCUCCAGAAUAUCCAGAUUUCUCUCACAUGAUGCAAUUUCUAAGGUUUAGACGUCUCACCCAGUUAGGUGUGUUUAAACUGAAAUUUGACCUUGGCCUCCUUCCUGGCAUCCUCAAACUUGGGGGAACGGGGAGGGUGGAAGGAAGCAUCUGUCUUCCAGUCAAGAGUUCAGAAAGAGGGAUUGGAGAGCGGGGAGGAAUAUAUCCAUCCUCUUGCCACUGCAUGCCCAAGAAGAACCAAGCCAUGGGUUCUCAAACUUGGGACCCAGUCGUUGGACCACAAUUCCCAUCAUCCUCAGCCACUAUUGUGAUUGAGGAUGAUGGGAUUUGUGGUCCAGCAACACUGGGGGCCCAGGCUUGAGAACCUUUGAGCUCACCCUCCCUAGGCCCCCCUCCCCAAAGCCCGGCUCUGCAGGCAGAGCUCCAGGGGAAAGCAGGCUGCCCCCAGCAGGCCCGUCUCAUAAGCUGCCAUCUCUCUUUUCUGUCUUGCGUUUAGACUCCCAUUUGCAAAGCAGUGGGGAAGUUCAGGGCUCUCUUUGCCAGAGAAGGAGAGACUACCAGAAGUUUAAGGCAGGUCGUGGGAGAUUUUAAGUCCAAGAGAGGAAUUGGUGAGGCCUCGGGCUCUAAAAAUCUCAGAGCCCCGCCCCCACCCCAAGGCGAAAAGGGUGGUCUGUCUUUCUCCUCUGACAAAUGCAACCAGGUUGUGAAUGUUCGUAACUUACAGAGAUGUAUUAGUGUCGCCAUUUAUAUAUUAGGGGUGGCCAGGCUGAGGUUCUUCAGCUGUCAUUGGACUACAUGUCCCAUCAUCCACAGCUGCAAGUGCAGCUAGGGGUGAUGGGGCUUGUAGUCCAAUGACAGCUGAAGAGCCUCAGGCUGGCCACCCUUGGUGUGUGUGUGCAUGCAUAUGUGUGUGUGUGUGUACACACACAUACAUAUAUAAAGGACUGUUCUUCAAGAAUGUCCAGUAUAUUCUUUUUAAAGGUGUUAUUUUGCUGGCCAAAUCUGUCUUAUCUGUUUAUAUUGAAGCAAGCCUUUCUAAAAAAAAAAUCUUCUUGCCAAAGCAUUGCUGCUUUCUAACGCUUGACAAUCUUCCUCUUUAUGUUGAAGAGAUGUUGCAUUGAAGCUGGUCAGAGACCUUUCCAGAAGCAUAUCUAGAACUGGGUCUGGUAUAGGUGGAGGGCAGGGUGGGAAGAGAGAGGCACCCUGAGGUCUGGAACCUCAGCCACUCCAGAAGUAAUCUUGGUCUAGACUUCUGGUGCUCUAGAAGAGGUCUGGAACCUCAGCUGCUUUCAGAGGGGACAGGGUGAGAAUCGGGAGCGGAAAAGACUGCCUGCAAAGGGAUUGUGUUCCAGUUGCAAGGAGUCACACCAGCACCGGGGUUCUCAAAGCUGAGUCCCCAGAUGUUCUCGGACUACACUCCCAUCAUUCCCACCACAAUAACUGGAGGCUGGGGAUGAUGGGAUUUGUAGUCCAACAUCUGGGGACCCAAGUUUGAGGGCCUCUUCUGCACCAGCAAACUGCACAAAUGAUCCAUCCUCCACCUGUAGACAGGUUUUUGUGUGUGUGUGUGUACUAGUCUGUUGGACAUGUACACCUAAGAAACGGGAUGUGGUGAUGGCCACCAGCUCGGGAGGGCUUUAAAAGGGGCUUAGACAGGUCUGUCGAUGGCUGCUAGUCUGGUGGCUAUAAGCCACAUCCAGCCUCAGAGGCAAGAUGCCCCUGAAUACCAGUUGCAGGGGAGCAACAGCAGGAGAGAGAAGGGCAUACCCUCGCCUCUUGCCUGUGGGCUUCUCAGGGGUAUCUGGUGGGCCACUGUGUGAAACAGGAUGCUGGACUGGAUGGGCUUCCUUGGGCCUGAUCCAGCUGGGCUUUUCUUAUGGUCUUAAAUAAACUGAUUUCACCCUUGAAUGGAGGUGUUCAUAGGGCCAAGCUCUCGAGAGGGGAAGGAAGGUUCUGGAAUCUCCAGACUGGCCAGUCUAGAGUUGGCAGAUGAAUGUAGGUGUCGGCACAUCUGGGAUCAAAAGGUGAGCUUUUGAACCCCAAGCAGGCAAACUUUCAGGGGGCUGGUGUGCCAAUUGUAGCUUUGAAUGCCAGGAAAGGAACCAAAGAGGCUGGCUCCUUUUUGGUCUGGGCGCCAUUUGGAGGAGGGACAAGAAAAGACAGAGAUCAGUUUCUGCAGGUUUUUAAUUUAUUGAUGUGUGCCUUGUAACAAAGCUGUCUCUCUGCAAGGCCACCGAGCUUUAAAUCCUUGUCUUCUUUCAAUAAAGCUGAAGUUGUUUCGGGA
This is a messenger RNA of Hemicordylus capensis (graceful crag lizard), 4094 nucleotides long. RefSeq names its product BCL6B transcription repressor (gene BCL6B). Lineage: Eukaryota; Metazoa; Chordata; Lepidosauria; Squamata; Cordylidae. The transcript has 9 exons. Gene Ontology annotation, cellular component: nucleus. Gene Ontology annotation, biological process: regulation of transcription by RNA polymerase II. The record is from RefSeq and is a predicted model, not a curated record. Gene Ontology annotation, molecular function: protein binding; RNA polymerase II cis-regulatory region sequence-specific DNA binding; DNA-binding transcription factor activity, RNA polymerase II-specific. Bases 141 to 1661 code for a protein of 506 amino acids.